This is a messenger RNA of Papilio machaon (common yellow swallowtail), 1199 nucleotides long. RefSeq names its product aquaporin AQPAe.a (gene Prip). The transcript is spliced from 7 exons. Gene Ontology annotation, biological process: transmembrane transport. NCBI's taxonomy places the organism in Eukaryota, Metazoa, Arthropoda, Insecta, Lepidoptera, Papilionidae. The coding region runs from base 206 to 1021 and encodes 271 amino acids. The record is from RefSeq and is a predicted model, not a curated record. Gene Ontology annotation, molecular function: water channel activity. Gene Ontology annotation, cellular component: plasma membrane.
AAACAAUAUCACUGACAAAAACGCGCGACAUCAGCCGUAGUGGCCGCACUCGCGGGUUUAUUAUAAUUACGAGAACCAACUAAUAUUUUUUUAAAUAUUUUGCUACUAUAUUAAUACAGUAGUAGUGUAAAUAUUGUGCAGAUAUUUUACAUAACGAUUUAAUUUAAGUCGAACUGAAGUUUGGAGUGAUUUUGAAGUUUUAACAAUGGGUGAACUUGGAAGGAAACUUGGACUGGACGAGCUGUCUGGAGGAACCUCGGGCAUCAUCAAAGCAAUUUUAGCCGAGUUUAUUGGUAACUUGCUACUCAACUUGUUCGGUUGCGGUGCGUGCGUGAACAUAGCGCAAGGUUCAGGCGCAGCGCCUGAUAUUGUGCUCAUUGCACUCGCGUUUGGAUUAUCUGUGUUUGCUAUUGUUUCUGCAAUCGGCCACGUAUCAGGGGGUCAUGUUAACCCAGCUGUGACAGCGGGACUCGCGUCUGCCGGUCGUGUAAAGCCCGUGCGCGCGGUACUGUACGUGAUCGCGCAGUGCGCGGGCGCGGCAGCCGGCUCCGGCCUGCUGAAGGCUUUCACGCCGGACCGGGCGGCGGGCUCACUCGGCGUCACAGGACUGGGCACUGAGGUUACGGCGUUACAAGGAUUCGGGAUUGAAUUCUUCCUCGGAUUCGUGCUCGUCUUCGUCGUGUGUGGCGUAUGUGAUCCCAACAAACCGGACAGCAAAGCGACUGCGCCUCUGGCGAUAGGGCUAACAGUCACCCUUGGACAUCUGCUGGCUGUGGACUACACAGGCUCCGCUAUGAACCCCGCCCGCUCCUUCGGAUCCGCUAUCGUCGCCAAUGUUUGGAAUGACCACUGGGUGUACUGGGCGGGCCCGGUGGCCGGCGGUGUGGCAGCGGCACUACUCUACGUGCACGGCUUCUCCGCCCCACCCCCCGACAACAUCACCCCACCCCGCUACAGACCCGUCGCCGGAGACGAAAAAGAGCUGAAGAGGUUGGACGGUAAAGGCGAGGACAUGGCCUGAGAGCGAGCGAGACUAGCGACACUAGCGCCGCCCGCGCCCGGCGGGAUCUCCGUGCCCAGCGACGUGCGCCCGCGCGUGCCUCCACUGACAACUCGCAACAGACUAUAUUAAAACAUUUAUAAUCUGCACGGUCCAAGCGACGAAAACAAUUACAUCUGCAUUUAGAUCAUAUAUUUUU